AUGGUGAAUGCUUCUUUCACCUUGAGAUCUCUUGCUCUUAUAAACUUGAGAAGGACCACAUCACUUCUCUCAUCUGAUAAAAGGGGUAUUCUCCAUAUAGAUACUUCAUCUGAUGGUGGUGGUGGUGACUCCUCCAUUUUUGGUGCCUCUGCCACCGUGGUUGGUGGCUCCUCCACCGCCGCCGGUACUUCAACAAUUGUUUGCUUAAUUUUUUCAGCUGCCCCUACCUUCUCCUCCGCCGUGGCCGGUGGUUCCGGUGCCGGUACCGGAGUUGGUUCCAGCACCGGUGGAGUUAAUUUUUCCUCUGUUUUCUCCAAUUUCUUAGUUUCAACUGCCACUGUUACCGGCUCCGGAGCUGGCGACUCUGUAAUUGGUUCUGCCUCCUUUGCCGGCGGCGAUGGAAGUGGUGGAGGGGCUCUUGAAUUAAUUGUUUGA
Molecule: messenger RNA, 435 nt
Organism: Lycium ferocissimum
Lineage: Eukaryota; Viridiplantae; Streptophyta; Magnoliopsida; Solanales; Solanaceae
Exons: 1
Coding region: 1-435 (144 amino acids)
Source: RefSeq, a predicted model, not a curated record